This is a messenger RNA of Triticum aestivum (bread wheat), 2516 nucleotides long. RefSeq names its product ferric reduction oxidase 2. Lineage: Eukaryota; Viridiplantae; Streptophyta; Magnoliopsida; Poales; Poaceae. Gene Ontology annotation, molecular function: ferric-chelate reductase activity. The record is from RefSeq and is a predicted model, not a curated record. The transcript is spliced from 6 exons. The coding region runs from base 112 to 2352 and encodes 746 amino acids. Gene Ontology annotation, cellular component: plasma membrane.
CUCCUCUGCCCCGCGAGCAUCUAUCUACUUUUAGGAAGGCAUUUCUGUCCUAGAGUGUCUGGAGUGACCAAAUACGGUGGCUGACUGAACGCGGGGGAUUGUGAAGCUGAGAUGGACAAUCGUACUCUUGGCAAAGGGAGGAAGUGCGUCCCCUCGCCGUCGGCGGCGGCGGUGGUCAGGAGCGCCGUGCUCCUUCUGGCCGCCGUCGUGUUCGUGGGGUGGCUCAUGAUAUGGGCCAUGCUGCCGACCAGAACUUACAGCUCGACAUGGGCGCCCAAGCUUGCGGCGCUCACCGGCUUCGGGAAACAAGGGAUUAGGAUGACGGUGUACGUGUUCCCAGUGCUGUUCGUGUAUGUUGUUGCGUGCGUUUACCUGCAUUUGCAGCAGAAGGGGGGUGACCCUGACACCCAGCGCCGGUCCAGCACGAGAAUGGCAUCCUGGAGGAGGCCCGUGCUGGUGAGAGGCCCGCUGGGGAUCGUGACGAGCAUAGAACUGGCCAUCCUUCUCAUGUUCAUGGCGCUCCUCGUCUGGUUCUACUACGCGUACAUCGCCGUCGAGUUCUCCAAGCUACGCGUCAAGCCAGGCGAGAAACUGUGGCAGGCGGAGCUGGAGAAAGCGGCGAAGCGGCUCGGCUCGGUCGGGAGCUUGUGCUGCGCGCUGUUGUUCCUGCCCGUGGCACGCGGCUCGUCGCUCCUGCCGCUCAUCGGCCUCACGCCGGAGGCCGGCAUCAAGUACCAUGUCUGGCUGGGGAACAUGGCGAUGGCCUUCUUCACCGCUCAUGGGCUCUGCUACGUCUUUUUCUGGGCAUCCACUGAUCAGAUCCACCUGAUGACGAAAUGGGCAAGGACGAGGGCCUCGAACGUGGCCGGGGAGCUGGCGUUGCUCUGCGGCCUCGCGAUGUGGGCGACGGCGCUGCCGCGCAUCCGCCGCCGGGUGUUCGAGCUCUUCUUCUACGCACACCACCUCUACAUCCCCUUCAUCGUGUUCUCCGCGCUCCACAUGGGAGUCACCGUGUUCUUGUACGUCCUGCCCGGCGUCUUCCUCUUCGCCGUCGACCGGUGCCUCCGGUUCCUGCAGUCGCGCGCCCGCAUCCGCCUCGUCUCUUCCCGCCUCCUGCCGUCCGGGGCCGUCGAACUCAACUUCGACAAAAGCCCCAGUAAGCAACGUAGAUAUCCAUGCAAGGAGGGUUACGAGGCAACGACAGUAACUGACAACUUUGUUGCAGAUCUGAGGUACAAUCCCACGAGCACGCUCUUCGUCAACGUCCCAUGCGUCUCGCGGCUCCAAUGGCACCCCUUCUCGGUGACGUCGAGCAGCAGCCUCGAGCCGGACACGCUCAGCGUCGUCAUCAAGAACAGAGGCGGAUGGACGCAGAAGCUGUACGAGACGGUCUCGUCUCUGCCCCCGUCGGGUGGCCACCUCGGCGUCUCGGUCGAGGGGCCGUACAGCCCGGCCGCCGGGGUCACGUCCUUCUUGGGCCAUGACUCGCUGGUGAUGAUCAGCGGCGGCAUCGGCAUCACACCGUUCAUCUCCGUCAUCCGCGAGCUGGUUUACCAGAGCAGCGUGGCAGAAACGGCGUCCACGCCGAAGCUCCUCCUCGUCUGCGUCUUCAGGACAUCGGCCGAGCUCGACAUGCUGGACCUCCUCGUCCCGGCCUCCGGCGGCCUCUACGGCACCCCCAGCCUUGACCUGCGCAUCGAGGCCUUCGUGACGAGCGAGAGCGAGCCCCGCACCGGCAACGACACGCACAAGCGGCCUUGUCAACAGGUCUGGUUCAAGCCGUGGCCGUCGGACGCACCCGUCUCCCCGGCGCUGGGAACCAACGGCUGGCUCUGGCUCGGCGCCGUCGUGUCCUCGUCGUUCGCCGCGUUCCUCCUGCUCGUCGCCGUGCUACAGCGGUUCUACAUCUACCCGGUUGACCGAGACAGCAACCACGUGUACCCGUGGGCGGCCAGAACGAUGCUGAACCUGCUGUUCCUCGGCGUCAGCGUCGCCGGUGUCACCGGUGCGGCGUUCCUGUGGAGUAAGCGGAGGAGCGCCAGGGAGGCCAAGAAGAUAAAGAGCGUGGACGGGCCGACGCCGGCGAUGUCGCCGGUGUCGUUGCUCCACUGGACAGGUGGAGGCGGCGUGGAGAGGGAGCUGGAGAGCUUGCCUGCGCAGCCUCUUGCGCAGGCUACCAAUGUGCAUUUCGGCCACCGUCCAGAUCUCAAGAGGAUGCUGCUGGGGAUUCACGACGAAAACGUUGGGGUGAUGGCCAGCGGUCCGUCGGGGAUGCUUGAGGAGGUCGCGACUAUCUGCUCGUCUGGGCUGGCGAGCAAUCUGCAUUUCCAGUCUAUAAGCUUCACCUGGUGAACAACCAAUUCCGAGCAUCUAGCUCAAGAGGAAGAGGCUUUGGUUCUACUUUCUCCUAGUUCGUACAUCGCCGUAGUCUGUUGUGUAGAUUUUUUUUUCUUGUUUGCGGGUAAAUGUUGUGUACCUAUUAUUCUCUCGUUUCUAUGACUAUCACCAUUUCUCUA